AUGAGCGACAAGACGGCCCCGCGGUGCCAGUUGAGGCUGGAGUGGGUGCACGGGUACCGUGGACACCAGUGCCGAAACAACCUGUAUUACACGGCGGGGAAGGAGCUCGUGUACUUCGUUGCCGGGGUGGGCGUGGUCUACAACAGCCGUGAGCACACGCAGAAGUUCUACCUUGGUCACAACGAUGACAUCAUCAGUCUCGCCAUCCAUCCAGACAAGGUGCAGGUGGCCACAGGCCAGGUGGGGAAGGACCCCUACAUCUGCAUCUGGGACAGCUACUCCAUGCAGACCGUUUCCAUCCUGCGUGACGUUCACACGCACGGCGUGGCGGGCCUCGCCUUCGACUCCGACGGACAGCGGCUGGCGUCGGUGGGUCUGGAUGCCAAAAACACGCUGUGUGUCUGGGACUGGAGAAGAGGAAGGGUCCUGGCCACCGCCACCGGGCACUCGGACCGGAUUUUCGAUAUCUCCUGGGAUCCCUACCAGACCAGCAGACUGGUCACCUGUGGAGUGAAACAUAUCAAGUUCUGGACCCUGUGUGGGAACGCUCUGACGCCCAAGCGGGGGAUGUUUGGGAAGACCGGAGACCUGCAGACCAUCCUGUGUCUGGCCACGGCCAAGGACGAGCUCACCUUCUCCGGAGCGCUGAACGGAGACGUGUACGUGUGGAAGGGCCUCAACCUGACGCGCACCGUCCAGGCUGCUCACGGGGCAGGGAUCUUCAGCAUGCAUGUGUGUGAGGAGGGCUUUGCUACAGGAGGGAGAGACGGGUGUGUCCGACUCUGGGACCUGGACUUCAAACCCAUCACCAAGAUCGACCUGAGGGAGGCUGAGCAGGGCUAUAAAGGUCUGUCCAUCCGCAGCGUGUGCUGGCGGGCGGACCGGGUGCUGGCGGGGACCCAGGACAGUGAGAUCUUUGAGGUGAUGGUGCGGGAGCGGGACAAGCCAGUCUUGCUGAUGCAGGGACACAGUGACGGGGAGCUCUGGGCGCUUGACCUCCACCCCAAACAGGCGGUGGCAGUGACGGGCAGUGAUGACCGCUCGGUCCGACUUUGGAGUCUGUCGGACCACACGCUGCUCGCUCGCUGCAACAUGGAGGAGGCGGUCCGCAGCGUGGCCUUCAACAACGACGGCUCCCAGCUGGCCCUCGGCAUGAAGGACGGCUCCUUCACCGUCCUACGGGUCCGGGACAUGACAGAGGUGGUGCACAUCAAGGACCGGAAGGAGGCCAUCCACGAGCUGAAGUUCUCCCCGGACGGCUCCUACCUGGCGGUGGGCUCCAACGACGGCCCCGUGGACCUGUACGCCGUGGGCCAGCGCUACAAGAAGGUGGGCGAGUGCAGCCGCUCCUCCUCCUUCAUCACCCACCUGGACUGGUCCGUGGACAGCCGCUUCCUGCAGUCCAACGACGGCGCCGGCGAGCGCCUCUUCUACCGCAUGCCAGGUAACCGGAAGCUGCUCACCAAGGAGGAGGCCAAAGGGAUCCACUGGAUGACCUGGACCGGGGUGAUAGGAGCAGAGGUCAACGGGAUCUGGCCCAAAUACUCCAGCUCUAGUGAGGUCAACUCUGUGGACGCUAACUUCAGCAGCGCUGUGCUGGUUACCGGGGACGACCUGGGGCUGGUCAAACUGUUCCGCUUCCCUUGCCUCAAGAAAGCUGCUAAGUUCAAGAAGUACAUCGGCCACUCGGCCCACGUGACCAACGUGCGGUGGUCCAGCGACCUGCAGUGGGUGGUGAGCACCGGCGGGGCGGACCACGCCGUGUUCCAGUGGCGCUUCCUCCCCGAGGGGGUGAUGAACGGGGUGCUGGAGCCCCUGCUGCAGGAGGGAUACGCCGACUCCAACAGCGGAGAGUCGGACUCUGACGUCUCCGACGUUCCAGAGCUAGACUCGGACAUCGAACAGGAAGCUCAGACCAACUACGAUCGCCAGGUGUACAAGGAAGAUCUCCCUCAGCUCCGGAAGAAGCUGAUUGGCUCCCUGAAGCGGCAGAAAGCUCCGGAGGCGGGGCUACGGCUGCAGUUCGUACACGGGUAUCGGGGCUGUGACUGCAGGAACAACCUGUGGUACAGCCAGGGUGGGGAGGUGGUGUACCACGUGGCCGCGGUGGGCGUGGUCUACAACCGCCAGCUGCACAGCCAGCGCUUCUACCUGGCGCACGAUGAUGACAUCAUCAGUCUCACCGUGCACCCCCUCAAAGACUACGCUGCUACAGGACAGGUGGGACGGGACCCAGCCAUCCAUGUGUGGGACAUCCAGACUCUGAAGUGUCUCUCUCUACUGAAGGGACAUCACAGCAGAGGAGUGUGUGCCCUAGAGUUCACAGUGGAUGGGAAGACUUUGGUGUCAGUGGGCAUCGAUGAAGACCACUCCAUCGUGGUCUGGGACUGGAAGAAAGGAGAACGUUUGGCCAAAGCCAGGGGACACAAGGACAAGAUCUUUGUUGUGAAGAGCAACCCGUUCCGCAUGGAUAAACUCCUCACUGUGGGCAUGAAGCACAUCAAGUUCUGGCAGCACUCAGGGGGGGGUCUGACGUUCCGCCGGGGCAUCCUGGGGAGCCAGGGCGGGAAGCAGGAGACGAUGAUGUCGGCGUGCUACGGGCGCUCGGAGGACCUGGUGUUCUCGGGCGCCACCAGCGGGGACGUGUACAUCUGGCGCGACACCAGCCUGGUGAAGACCAUCAAGGCCCACGACGGACCCGUCUUCGCCAUGUGCUCCCUGGACAAGGGCUUCGUGACCGGGGGUCGCGACGGGGUCGUGGAGCUGUGGGACGACAUGUUCGACAGAUGUCUGAAGAGCUACGCCAUCAAGAGGGCGGCCCUGUCGCCUGCCUCUAAAGGCCUGCUGCUGGAGGACAACCCGUCCAUCAGAGCUAUCUCUCUGGGCCACGGACACAUCCUGGUGGGCACCAAAAACGGAGAGAUCCUGGAGAUAGACAAGAGUGGACCCAUGACCCUACUGGUUCAGGGUCACAUGGAGGGCGAGGUGUGGGGGCUCGCAGCUCACCCCCUCCUCCCUGUGGUUGCCACGGUGAGCGACGACAAAACGCUGCGGAUCUGGGAGCUGUCAGCCAAUCACCGCAUGGUUGCCGUGCGGAAACUCAAGAAAGGGAGCCGCUGCUGUGCGUUCUCCCCUGACGGGAAGGCCCUGGCCGUGGGGCUGAACGACGGCAGCUUCCUGGUGGUGAACGCAGACACGCUGGAGGACCUGGUCACCUUCCACCACCGCAAGGAGCUCAUCUCGGACAUCCGCUUCUCCCAAGACUCGGGGAAGUACCUGGCGGUGGCGUCCCACGACUCGUUCGUGGACAUCUACAACGUGCUGAGCAGCAAGAGGGUGGGCAUCUGUAAGGGCGCCUCGGGCUUCAUCACGCACAUCGACUGGGACGCCAGAGGUAAACUUCUGCAGGUGAACUCGGGAGCGAAGGAGCAGCUGUUCUUUGAGGCACCGCGGGGUCGGAAACAGAACAUCAACACUUCAGAGUUUGAGAAGGUGGACUGGGCCUCUUGGACCAGUGUCUUGGGUCCGACCUGCGAGGGCAUCUGGCCGGCGCUCAGUCUGGUCAACGCCUCCUGCCUCACUAAAGACCACCAGCUGCUGGCUACUGGGGACGACUUCGGCUUCAUCAAGCUCUUCAGCUACCCCUCUAGGGGGCAGUUUGCCAAGUUUAAAAAGUACGUGGGGCACAGCGCCAACGUGACCAACGUGCGGUGGACCAAUGACGACGCCCUGCUGCUGUCCGUGGGCGGAGCCGACACGGCCCUGAUGAUCUGGUCCCUGGAGGCGCCGGGUCACAAGGAGAGCAAGGCGGUGGACAGCGAGGAGUCGGACGACGACCCGGAGGAGGACGGAGGCUACGACAGUGACGUAGCUCAGGAGAAGUCCCUGGAUUACGUCACGAAGAUCUUCUCGGCUAGCAUAAGGAACAUGACGGGAACCAAACCCCACCUGCAGCACAGAGAUGUUCCUCUGGACGACAGGUACCGUGUGUGUAGACCCCCUGUCAGUAGGGCAGCUCCACUUCCAGAAAAGCUUCUAAAGAACAACGUGACAAAGAAGAAGAAAGUGGUGGAGGAGCUGGUGCUGGAGCAUGUGUUCGGCUACAGGGGCUUUGACUGCCGGAACAACCUUCACUACCUCAACGACGGGGCUGACAUCAUCUUCCACACCGCCGCCACCGUCAUCGUCCAGAACCUCUCCUCUGGAGUCCAGAGCUUCUACCUGGAGCACACUGAUGACAUCCUGUGUCUGACCAUCAACCAGCACCCCAAGUACCAGAACGUCAUCGCCACGGGACAGAUCGGUGACCUGAGUGAUCUGCCAGGGCUAGCUCCAUCCAUCCACGUGUGGGAUGCGAGAACCAAGCAGACCCUGUCCAUCCUGCGCUGUUGCCAUGGCAAAGGCGUGAGCUACGUCAACUUCAGCGCCACGGGGAAACUGCUGCUCUCUGUGGGGGUGGAGCCGGAGCAUACCAUCACCGUCUGGAGAUGGCAAGAAGGUACCAAGGUGACCAGCAGGGGGAGCCACAGCGAGCGGAUCUUUGUGGUGGAGUUCAGACCAGACUCAGACACUCAGUUCGUGUCGGUGGGCAUCAAACACAUCAAGUUCUGGACCCUGGUGGGCGGCUCCCUCAUGUACAAGAAGGGUGUGAUUGGCUCUGUGGAGGAGGGGCGUGUCCAGACCAUGCUGUCGGUGGCCUUUGGCGCGAACAACCUGACGUUCAGCGGCGCCAUCAACGGCGACGUGUACGUGUGGCGGGAGCACUUCCUGGUCCGCGUGGUGGCCAAGGCCCACAGCGGGCCCGUCUUCACCAUGUACACCACCCUGAGAGACGGGCUCAUCGUCACCGGGGGCAAGGAGAGACCGACCAAGGAGGGCGGGGCGGUGAAGCUGUGGGACCAGGAGAUGAAGCGCUGCCGAGCCUUCCAGCUGGAGACCGGUCAGCCAGUGGAGAACGUCCGCUCAGUCUGCAGAGGGAAGGGGAAGAUCCUGGUAGGUACUAAGGACGGGGAGAUCAUCGAGGUGGGGGAGAAGAACGCCGCGUCCAACACCAUGAUCAACGGCCACACCCAGGGCGCCAUCUGGGGCCUCAGCACACACCCUUACAAGGACGUCUUCCUGUCGGCCAGCGACGACGGAACCAUCCGCCUCUGGGACCUGGCGGACAGGAAGCUGCUCAACAAGGUGAGCCUGGGCCACCCGGCCAAGUGCUGCUGCUACAGUCCCAACGGGGAGAUGGUGUCCAUCGGCCUGGAGAACGGAGAGUUCAUCCUGCUGAUGGUCAGCUCCCUCAGCGUCUGGGGCAAGAAGAGGGACCGCAGCGCCUCCAUCCAGGACAUACGGUUCAGCCCAGACAACCGUCUGCUAGCGGUGGGCUCGAUGGAGAGCUCUGUGGACUUCUACGACCUGACUCUCGGCCCGUCACUCAACCGCAUCGGAUACUGCAAGGACAUACCGGGCUUCAUCCUCCAGAUGGACUUCUCUGCCGACAGCAAACACAUCCAGGUGUCCAGCAGCACUUACACGCGGCAGGUGCACCAGGUGCCUUCUGGGAAAGUGGAAACGGAGCCAGCGGUGGUCGAAAGGAUCACCUGGGCCACCUGGACCAGCGUUCUGGGAGACGAGGUUCUGGGUAUCUGGCCCAGGAAUGCUGAGAAGGCGGAUGUUAACUGCGUCAGCGUUUCCCACGCUGGUCUCAAUCUGGUGACCGGCGAUGACUUCGGACUCAUCAAACUCUUCGACUUCCCCUGUCCCGAGAAAUUUGUGAAACACAAGCGUUAUUUCGGACACUCAGCCCAUGUGACUAAUGUGCGUUUCUCUGCUGAUGACAAGUAUGUGGUCAGCGCUGGAGGGCGGGACUGUAGUUUAUUUGUGUGGAGGUGCCAGUGA
Gadus chalcogrammus (walleye pollock) is the source of this 5889-nucleotide messenger RNA. RefSeq names its product echinoderm microtubule-associated protein-like 6. Bases 1 to 5889 code for a protein of 1962 amino acids. Gene Ontology annotation, molecular function: microtubule binding. The transcript is spliced from 42 exons. The record is from RefSeq and is a predicted model, not a curated record. Lineage: Eukaryota; Metazoa; Chordata; Actinopteri; Gadiformes; Gadidae.